AUGUCCGUCUUAUCUCUGCUGCUCGCCUCGGCUCUGCUCUCCGUGACCACGGAGCUGGGAGAAGGAGCUGGUGCCCAGGAGGACAGGGCCGUGUGUGCGGGGAUGAGCGGGAUCCCGGGGACCCCAGGGCAGCACGGGGCCCCUGGGAGGGACGGCAGGGAUGGGAAAGACGGUGUGAUGGGAACACCUGGAGCUAAGGGAGACCGCGGGGCUUCAGGAGACAAAGGCGUGAAAGGGGAGCCAGGUCUCCCGGGAAAGCUGGGCCCUCUUGGCCAAUCAGGGCCAAUGGGGCCUCCAGGAAUCCCAGGUGAGAAGGGUGGCAGAGGCGAUAAAAGCGAGAAUGGCGUGGGGCCCAGGUCGGCCUUCUCGGCAAAGGUGGCACUUUACAAACCGGCAAUCGGAUGCCCCAUGAAGUUUGACGUCAUCAUCAUCAACUCACAGGGGCACUACAACCCCAUCACAGGGAAGUUUACUUGUGCAUCCCCCGGCACCUACUACUUCACCUUGUUUAUGCACUCAAGUGCUAGUGGCCCUCUCGUGGUUAUGAUAAUGAAAAAUGGGCAAUUGAUAUCCAAUGUAUGUGGCCGCCCAGACGAGGAAAUUAGCGGUAGCGUCGUGCUGAGCCUCGAGACGGAAGAUCAGGUAUGGCUCGAGAUGAAAGCUCCGUACAUCAAUUUGGUAAUUGACGAAAGCAGGGACGCGCUGUUUAGGGAGAACCUCAGAGAAAAUUUGGAAGGACCUCGAAGCAAAAUCGGAGGCCAAAUGUGCAAAAUGUCCGUCUUAUCUCUGGUGUUGGUCUUGGCUCUGCUCUCCGUGACCACGGAGCUGGGCGAAGGAGCUGGCGCCCAGGAGGAUAGAGCCAUGUGUGCGGGGAUGAGCGGGAUCCCGGGGACCCCAGGGCAGCACGGGGCCCCUGGGAGGGACGGCAGGGACGGGAAAGACGGUGUGAUGGGAGCACCUGGAGCUAAGGGAGACAGCGGCACUUCAGGAGACAAAGGCAUGAAUGGGGAGCCAAGUGUCCCGGGAAAGCUGGGCCCUCUUGGCCAAUCAGGGCCCAUGGGGCCUCCAGGAAUCCCAGGUGAGAAGGGCGAACGAGGCGGCAAAAGCGAGAAUGGUGUUGGGCCCAGGUCGGCCUUCUCGGCAAAGAUGGCGCUUUCCACACAGGCAACCGGAUGCCCCAUGAAGUUUGACAUCAUCAUCACCAACCCACAGGGGCACUACAACCCCAUCACAGGAAAGUUUACUUGUGCAUCCCCCGGCACCUACUACUUCACCUUCUUUAUGCACUCAAGUGCUAGUGGCCAUCUCGUGGUUAUGAUAAUGAAAAAUGGGCAAUUGAUAUCCAAUGUGUGUGGCCGCCCAGACGAGGAAAUUAGCGGUAGCGUCGUGCUGAGCCUCGAGACGGGAGAUCAGGUAUGGCUCGAGAUGAAAGCUCCGUACAUCAAUUUAUUCAAUGACAAGAACAGGGACGCGCUGUUCAGCGGCUUUCUCCUGUUCCCUAACUGAAUUGACUGCUAUUGUCAAGGAAGACAGAGUGAACACAUGCACACACUCAUAAACAUAUUCACACGUGCAUGCAUGCAUACAAGACAAAAAUAGGCGCCCCCUAUUGUCUUUAACAUACUUAAGUUGAAGAUGAUGUUGGGGUCCAGAAUAUAUGUGGACAUGUUUCUGGGCAUCAAAGAUUAGAUUAUCAUGGUGCUAGAAGUUUUUUUUUUAUUAUUAAAGAGUGGUGUCUGAUCUUGGGGCAGCAACCCGCAACCACCACCCAUAUCUUACUGUGCUGAAUGGCUUUCCGGACCUCUGAGCAAAAGCUUUGGUAAGCCUCCUCAUUCUCGGGCAUAGAAUGUUGCAAUCAGAGAGAAUAGAUCUACCACUAUAUUUCAGCUAGCUGGAAUGCCUCCUCCUUCAGGAAUUGUGUGGAGGUCUGGAUUGGCUACCCAAUGCUGCCAAUGCAGCAGCACGAACCACAGUCUUGCAAAAGAGGGGAAGCUUCAAUUUACAGCUACAAGUGAUGGUCAAAUUAUUGCUUUUACUUUCAACAUAUAAAUGGGGUCAUUUGUGGAUGCUCGCUUCCACAUUGGAAGAAUG
Messenger RNA from Lethenteron reissneri (Far Eastern brook lamprey), 2091 nucleotides. Its product is annotated as collagen alpha-1(IX) chain-like. The record is from RefSeq and is a predicted model, not a curated record. NCBI's taxonomy places the organism in Eukaryota, Metazoa, Chordata, Hyperoartia, Petromyzontiformes, Petromyzontidae. Gene Ontology annotation, molecular function: protein binding.